This is a messenger RNA of Gekko japonicus, 7466 nucleotides long. Its product is annotated as zinc finger protein 208-like. The transcript has 8 exons. The record is from RefSeq and is a predicted model, not a curated record. The coding region runs from base 71 to 7141 and encodes 2356 amino acids. Gene Ontology annotation, biological process: regulation of transcription by RNA polymerase II. Gene Ontology annotation, molecular function: RNA polymerase II cis-regulatory region sequence-specific DNA binding; DNA-binding transcription factor activity, RNA polymerase II-specific. NCBI's taxonomy places the organism in Eukaryota, Metazoa, Chordata, Lepidosauria, Squamata, Gekkonidae.
UCGUCCCCCCCCCACUUCCCGGGCCACGCUUGAUGAAGGGAUUUGUGGCAAGAGUAAAAAGACAGUCUUGAUGUCUUCUCCACCUUCUCUGCAUGGUGAAGGGGAAAGAGGCAACAUGAAGCCAGCUCAGGGUUGGGAGUCAUUUGAAGAGGUGGCUGUGUAUUUCAGCAAGGAAGAGUGGACCCUGCUGAGCCCACCCCAGAGAGCUCUGUACAAGGACGUCAUGCUGGAGAAUUUUGGGAACGUGGCCUCUCUGGGGCCCCAGAUUUCGAAACCUGAUGUCAUCUCCUGGCUGGAGGAAGAAGAAGAGCCAUUUCUUCUGGGCCCCGAAGAAGAGGAGGGUCUGGAAGGUCGCUGCUUAGAUGGCAUGUGGCAGUCAGCGAAUGAAACAAAAGGACCACCAGUGAUGGAGAAAGAGGAUACAUAUUCAGAUGUCAAAAUGGAAUUUGAAUAUCAUGAUGCACCUAGGAAGGAGACCGGAAAAAUCACAUCUGAAGGGAGGAAUAAUUUCAAUCUAUUAGAGGGGGAUGGCUCCCUACUGCCGAAAACAUACCAAGGAGGUAAUAGCAAUGAGCUCGCUCCAAGCAGGGAGAACAUUCCUGAAACAUCAGAUAUUAUUACUCAGUGGAGCACCUAUAGCAAGAAAAUAUAUAAAUGCCUGGAAUUUGGACAAAGGUUCCCUCAGAGUGGAAGCCAAACUAUGCAUGAAAGGAUUCACACAAAGGUCAAGUUUUACGAAUGUCUGGAGUGUGGGAAAAGCUUCAGUCGGAUUGGAAGCCUUACUUCUCAUCAGAGAAUUCACACAGGGGAGAAACCAUAUAAAUGCCUGGAGUGUGGAACGAGCUUCCGUCACAGUGGACACCUUAUUGUCCAUCAAAGAACUCACACAGGGGAAAAACCAUAUAAAUGCCUGGAGUGUGGUAAAGCCUUCACUCAGAGUGGAAGCCUUACUGUCCAUCAAAGAAUUCAUACAAGACAGAAACCAUAUAAAUGCCUGGAUUGUGGGAAAAGCUUUAAUGAGAGUGGAAGCCUUAGUUCCCAUCAAAGAAUUCACACAGGUGAGAAACCAUAUACAUGCCUGGAGUGUGGAACAAGCUUCAGUCGGAGUGGAAGCCUUUCUUCCCAUCAAAGAAUUCACAUAGGGGAGAAACCAUAUAAAUGCCUGGCAUGUGGGAAAAGCUUCCGUGACAGUAGGCAACUUACUUUCCAUCAAAGAAUUCACACAGGUGAGAAACCAUAUGAAUGCCUGGAGUGUCGAAAAAGCUUCAUUCGGAGUUCACAGCUGACUUCUCAUCAAAGAAGCCACACAGGGGAGAAACCAUAUAAAUGCCCACAGUGUGGGAAAAGGUUCAUUCGGAGUUCACACCUUAUUUCCCAUCAAACAAUUCACACAGGGGAGAAACCAUAUCAAUGCCUGGAGUGUGGAAAAAGCUUCGGUGGGAGUGGUACCUUGAAGUCUCAUCAAAGGAUUCACACAGGUGAGAAACCAUAUCAGUGCCUGGAGUGCAGGAAGAGCUUUAGUCAGAGUUCACACCUUACUUCCCAUCAAAGAAUUCACACAGGGGAGAAACCAUAUCAGUGCCUGGAAUGUGGGAAAAGCUUCAGUCAGAGUUUUAACCUUACUUCCCAUCAAAGAGUUCACACAAGGGUGAAACCAUAUCAAUGCCUGGAAUGUGGGAAAAGCUUCAGUCACCAUGCACGCCUUACUUCCCAUAAAAGAAUUCACACAGGGGAGAAACCAUAUCAGUGUCUGGAGUGUGGGAAAAACUUCAGUGAGAGUAGAACCUUGAAGUGUCAUCAAAGAAUUCACACAGGGGAGAAACCAUAUCAAUGCCUGGAGUGUGGGAAAAGUUUUGCUUGGAGCGACAGUCUUACUUCCCAUCAGAGAAUUCACACAGGAGAGAAACCGUAUAAAUGCCUGGAGUGUGGAAAGAAGUUCAGUCAGAGGUCACACCUUACUGGACAUCAAAGAAUUCACACAAGGGAGAAAACAUAUAAUUGCCUGGAGUGUGGAAAGAGCUUCAGUGGAAGCGGAAGCCUAAGUUUGCAUGAAAGGAUUCACACAAGUGUGAAAACCUGCAAAUGUCUAGAGUGUGGGAAAAGCUUCAGUCAGAGUGGAAGCCUUACUUCCUAUCAGGAAAUUCACACAGGGGAGAAACCACAUAAAUGCCUGGAGUGUGGGAAAAGCUUCACUCAGAGUGGAAGCCUCAUUGUCCAUCAAAGAAUUCACACAGGUGAGAAACCAUACAAAUGUACAGAGUGUGGGAAAAGCUUCAGACUGAGGGACAGCUUUAUUUGCCAUCAAAGAAUUCACACAGGGGAGAAGCCCUAUAGAUGCCUCCAAUGUGGAAAGAGCUUCAGAGUGAGUGGAAAACUUACUUCCCAUCAACGGAUUCAUACAGGUGAGAAACCAUAUAAAUGCCUGGAGUGUGGAACAAGCUUCAGACUGAGGGGCAGCCUUACUUCUCAUCAAAGAAUUCACACAGGGGAGAAACCAUAUAAAUGCUUGGAGUGUGGAAAAAGCUUCAGUGGGAGAGGUGCCUGGAAGGCUCAUCAAAGGAUUCACAAAGGGGAGAAAAGAAUUCACACAGGGGAGAAACUAUAUCAGUGCCUAGAGUGUGGGAAAAGCUUCAGUCAAAGUGGAAGUCUUGCUUCCCAUCAGAGAAUUCACAGAGGGGAGAAACCACAUAAGUGCCUGGAGUGUGGGAAAAGCUUCAAUCGGCCUGGAAAUCUUACUUCUCAUCAAAGGACUCACACAGGGGAGAAACCAUAUCAAUGCCUGGUGUGUGGGAAAAGCUUCAGUGGGCUUAGAAAUCUUACUGCUCAUCAAAGGAUUCACACAGGGGAGAAAUCCUAUAAAUGCGAACAGUGUGGGAAAGGCUUCAUUCGGAGUUCACAACUUAUUUCCCAUCAAAGGAUUCACACAGGGGAGAAACCAUAUAAAUGCCUGCAGUGUGGGAAAAGGUUCAUUCGGCAUUCACAACUUAUUUCCCAUCAAAGGAUUCACACAGGGGAGAAACCAUAUAAAUGCUUGGAGUGUGGAAAAAGCUUCAGUGGGAGAGGUGCCUGGAAGGCUCAUCAAAGGAUUCACAAAGGGGAGAAACCAUAUCAAUGCCUGGAAUGUGGGAAAAGCUUCAGGCAGAGUUCACACCUUACUUACCAUCAAAGAAUUCACACAGGGGAGAAACCAUAUAAAUGCCUGGAAUGUGGGAAAAGCUUCAGGCAGAGUUUUAACCUUACUUCCCAUCAAAGAAUUCAUACAGGGGUGAAACCGUAUCAGUGCCUGGAAUGUGGGAAAAGCUUCAGGCACCAUACACGCCUUACUUCCCAUAAAAGAAUUCACACUGGGGAGAAACCAUAUAUGUGUCUGGAAUGUGGAAAAAGCUUUGGUGACAAUGGAGGCUUGAAGUCUCAUCAAAGAACUCACACAGGGGAGAAACCAUAUCAAUGCCUGGAGUGCAGGAAAACCUUCAGUCAGAGUUCACACCUUACUUCCCAUCAAAGAAUUCACAGAGGGGAGAAACCAUAUAAAUGCCUGGAAUGUGGGAAAAGCUUCAGUCAGAGUUUUAACCUUACUUCCCAUCAAAGUAUUCAUACAGGGGUGAAACCAUAUCAAUGCCUGGAAUGUGGGAAAGGCUUCAGGGACCAUGCACGCCUUACUUCCCAUCAAAGAAUUCACACUGGGGAGAAACCAUAUCAAUGUCUGGAGUGUGGGAAAAGCUUCAGAGACAAUGGAGGGUUGAAGUCUCAUCAAAGAAUUCACACAGGGGAGAAACCAUAUCAGUGCCUGGAGUGUGGGAAACAUUUCGCUUGGAGGGACAGUCUUAUUUCCCAUAAGAGAAUUCACACAGGAGAGAAACCAUAUAAAUGCCUGGAUUGCGGGAAAAGCUUUAGGCAAAAAUAUAUACUAACUUCCCAUCAAAGAAUUCACAAAGGGGAGAAACCGUAUAAAUGCCUUGAAUGUGGAAAAAGGUUCAAUGGGAGUGGGGAUCUUUCUUGCCAUGAAAGAAUUCACACAGGGGAAAAACCAUAUAAAUGCCUGGAAUGUGGGAAAAGCUUUAGUCAGAGUGGAAACCUUGCUUCCCACAAAAGAAUUCACACAGGAGACAAACCAUAUAAAUGCCUGGAGUGUGGAAAAGCCUUCAGCAAGAGUGGAAACCUUGCUUCUCAUCAAAAAGUUCACUCAGGGGAGAAACCAUAUAAAUGCCUGGAGUGUGGGAAAAUGUUAUGUGACCAUAAAAGCCUUACUUACCAUCAAAGAAUUCAUACAGAGGAGAAACCAUAUAAAUGCCUGGAGUGUGGGAAAAGCUUCAGUCAGACUGGAAACCUUACUUGCCAUCGAAGAAUUCACACAGGGGAGAAACCAUAUAAAUGCAAGGAAUGUGGGAAAAGCUUCAGCAAUGGUGGAAACCUUUCUUCUCAUCAGAAAGUUCAUACAGGGGAGAAACCAUAUAAGUGCUUAGAGUGUGGGAAAAGCUUCAGUGGGAGUGGGGACCUUACUUCCCAUCAAAAAAUUCACAGAGGGGAGAAACCAUAUAAAUGCCUGGAGUGUGGGAAAAGCUUCAGUCAGAGCGGAAGCCUUGCUUCUCAUAAAAGGAUUCACACAGGGGAGAAACCAUAUCAAUGCCUGGAGUGCGGGAAAAGCUUCAAUCAGAGUGGAAGUCUUGCUUCCCAUCAAAGAAUUCACACAGGGGAGAAGCCAUAUAAAUGCUUGGAAUGUGGAAAAAGUUUCAGUCGGAGGGAUAGCCUUAUUAGCCAUCAAAGAAUUCACACGGGGGAGAAGCCAUAUAGAUGCCUGCAAUGUGGGAAAUGCUUCAGGCUGAGUAAAAGCCUUACUUCCCAUGAAAGAAUUCACACAGGGGAGAAACCAUAUAAAUGCCUAGAGUGUGGGAAAAGCUUCACACAAGGUGGAAAUUUUCAUGCCCAUGAAAGAAUGCACAGAGGGGAGAAACCUUAUAAAUGUCUAGAGUGUGGGAGAAGUUUCACUGCACAUGGAAGCCUUACUACUCAUCAAAGAAUUCACACAGGGGGAAAACCAUAUAAAUGUCUGGAGUGUGGAAAAAGCUUCCGUCGGAGUGGACAUCUUAAUUCCCAUCAAAGAAUUCACACAGGGGAAAGGCCAUAUAAAUGCCUGGAGUGUGGGAAAAGCUUCAGGGCAAGUGGAAGCUUUGCUUCUCAUCAGAUAAUUCACACAGGAGAGAAACCAUAUAAAUGCCUGGAGUGUGGAAAAAGCUUCAGUCAGAGAGGCAACCUUGCUUCCCAUGAAAGAAUUCACACAGGUGAGAAAUCAUAUAAAUGCCUGGAGUGUGGGAAAAGCUUCCGUCAUAAGUCACAUCUUACUUCCCAUCAAAGGAUUCACACGGGGGAGAGUCCAUAUAAAUGCCUGGAGUGUGGAAAAACCUUCAGUCAGAGGGGAAAACUUACUUCUCAUCAAAGAAUUCACACAGGGGAGAAACCAUAUAAAUGCCUGGAGUGUGGGAAAAGCUUCAGUCAGGGUUCGAACCUUUUUGUCCACCAAAGAAUUCACAGAGGAGAGAAACCAUAUAAAUGCCUGGAUUGUGGGAAAAGAUUCACAGAGAGUGGAAAACUUACUUCCCAUCAAAAGAUUCACACUGGGGAGAAACCAUAUAAAUGCAUGGAGUGUGGGAAAAGUUUCACGGAGAGUGGAAAACUUAUUUCCCAUCAAAGGAUUCACACAGGGGAGAAACUAUAUAAAUGCCUGGAGUGUGGGAAAAGCUUCAGUCAGGGUUCGAACCUUUUUGUCCACCAAAGAAUUCACAGAGGAGAGAAACCAUAUAAAUGCCUGGAUUGUGGGAAAAGAUUCACAGAGAGUGGAAAACUUACUUCCCAUCAAAAGAUUCACACUGGGGAGAAACCAUAUAAAUGCAUGGAGUGUGGGAAAAGUUUCACGGAGAGUGGAAAACUUAUUUCCCAUCAAAGGAUUCACACAGGGGAGAAACUAUAUAAAUGCCUGGAGUGUGGGAAAAGCUUCAGUAAGAAUAUGCUAACUUCCCAUCAAAGAAUGCACAAUGGGGAGAAACCAUAUAAAUGCCCUGAAUGUGGAAAAAGGUUCAGUGGGAGUGGGGCUCUUUCUUGCCACCAAAGAAUUCACACAGGGGAAAAACCAUAUAAAUGCCUGGAAUGUGGGAAAAGUUUUAGUCAGAGUGGAAACCUUGCUUCCCACAAAAGAAUUCACACAGGGGACAAACCAUAUAAAUGCCUGGAGUGUGGAAAAGCCUUCAGCAAGAGUGGAAACCUUGCUACUCAUCAAAAAGUUCACUCAGGGGAGAAACCAUAUAAAUGCCUGGAGUGUGGGAAAAUGUUAAGUGACCAUAAAAGCCUUACUUGCCAUCAAAGAAUUCAUACAGGGGAGAAACCAUAUAAAUGCCUGGAGUGUGGGAAAAGCUUCAGUCAGACUGGAAACCUUACUUGCCAUCGAAGAAUUCACACAGGGGAGAAACCAUAUAAAUGCAUGGAAUGUGGAAAAGGCUUCAGUAAUAGUGGACAGCUUUCUUCUCAUCAGAAAGUUCACACAGGGGAGAAACGAUAUAAAUGCUUAGAGUGUGGGAAAAGCUUCAGAUGGAGUACGGAACUUAUUCCCCAUCAAAGAAUUCACAAAGGGGAGAAACCAUAUAAAUGCCUGGAGUGUGGGAAAAGCUUCACUCAGAGUGGAGGCCUUGUUUGUCAUCAAAGGACUCACACAGGGGAGAAACCUUAUCAGUGCCUAGAGUGUGGAAAAGGCUUCAGUCAGAGAGGAAGUCUUGCUUCCCAUGAAAGAAUUCACACAGGGGAGAAACCAUAUAAAUGUAUAGAAUGUGGGAAAAGCUUCAGGGUAAGGGACAGUCUUACUAGCCAUCAAAGAAUUCACACAGGGGAGAAGCCGUAUAGAUGCCUGAAAUGUGGGAAAAGCUUCAAUCAGAGGGGAAAACUUACUUCUCAUCAAAGGAUUCACACAGGGGAGAAGCCGUAUAGAUGCCUGAAAUGUGGGAAAAGCUUCACACAAGGUGGGAAUUUUCAUGCUCAUAAAAGAAUUCACAGAGGGGAGAAACCUUAUAAAUGCCUAGAGUGUGGGAGAAGCUUCACUGUACGUGGAAACCUUACUUCUCAUCGAAGAAUUCACACAGGAGAGAAACCAUAUUAAUGCCUGGAAUGUGGGAAAAGCUUCAGUCUGAGUGGAAACCUCUUUCCCAUCAACGGAUUCACACAGGGGAGAAACCAAAUAAAUGCCUGGCGUGUGGGAAAAGCAUCAGUACAAGUACCUUACUUCCCAUCAAAGAAUUCACACGGGAAAAACUAUGUAGAUGCCUAUAGAGUAGAAUAAGAAUGCACUCAGGAGUGAAACUAUAUAAAUACCUGGAGUAUGGAAAAACCUUAGGAUAUAGUGGAAACCUUACUUAUAUUCUUUAAGGCAGGGAUGUCAAACAUGUAGCUUGUAGGCUGGAUCCAGCCCCCACAGGGCUCAUAUC